UUCACUUUUCUAUCCAUGGCCGCAAAAAUGUCUACUCCUGCAAUAAUCUUGACUUCCUCGUCCAUGUCCAUUUCAGAUCCGCCGGAAUUCAAGAAGAAACCUUUAUUCCCGGCGGACUUGGGUGGCGCCGCCGCCGCCGCCGCCGAAGAAACCUUCGUCCUCAAAUUAGGACUUCCCACCUUAAACGUCGACAACAACGUUUUUCUUCAAAAAAACGCCCCCGUCGUCGAUGAUCCAGAAAUCGACGUUUUUGAUGCCCAGAAAUAUUUCAACGACGGAUUUAAGAUCAAUCGAAGCCCCAAAAAAAUCGAUCCCAACGAAUUGCCGAAUGAUCGUCCCUGUAAGAACGACGGUCCGCCAGCGCCGCCGAUGAAAAUUCCGACACUGAGAAGUAUCCGGUCAGAAUCGAGCACCAACAGCCGGAGCGCGCUGUUGUUUAGCAAUCCGAGGAAUUUUCCGACGAGGAAAUCCGUCGGAAAGGGCUUUCUUUCAAGCAUUGUCUGCAAUUGUUCUUGUACUGACCGGAAUUCCGUCGACGUUGAUGAUUUUAGCGACGGCGCCGCCGCCGCCGCCGCCGUCAGGAAGACUGUAAAAAUGGAGGAAGGAAGAGUGGGGAAGAAACUCAGCGUGAUGUCGUCUUGGCGAGAAAUUUCAGAAGGUUUCAAAAUUCCUUCAAGUGAAAUUAAAGACGGCGGCGGCGGCGAAGACAGCGACGGCAGCUCCGACUUGUUCGAGAUUGAAAGUGUGUGCGGCGGCGGCGGCGGGGGGAGAUCUUUGCUUUCCAGGCAGGCUUCCGACGGCCUGUCGGGUUGUUACGCGCCGAGUGAAGCGAGUAUAGAGUGGAGCGUCGUCACGGCCAGCGCCGCCGAUUUCUCCGUCGUGUCGGAAUCGGAGGAGUUAAGAUUCGGCGGCGCCGGCGAUAGAGUCAUGAUUCGGAAAGAUCGUGAUCAGAAUUCGAAAAUGAGCUCGUUCCCCAAAUUACGUCCCGCCAUUCUUUCCGGCUGUAAGAGUCAGAAAGCUGUGAGCGUUGCCGGAGAUGCGCACAGGGCUAAUAGUAUGCUUCACAAGAAAACGAAGGCGCCGGCGCCGGCGGUAUCUCCGGCGACAGGAUAUCGUGAUAUUAAUGAGAAUAAAUUGGGAGUAUUAUGUGCAAAAAUCAGGCCUCAAUCAUUGGACAUGACCACUGCUGGACGUGUUCUUCCUCCACAAAAUUCGUCGUAUAAUUAUUUAAUUAAUUAAUUAAUCUCUGUUGGGUUAAUGAUGUUUGAUUAAUGUUGUUGUUGUUUCUUUUAAUAUAUAUAAAAUUAAUUAUAUGUUUGUCU
Messenger RNA from Andrographis paniculata, 1322 nucleotides. RefSeq names its product protein PHYTOCHROME KINASE SUBSTRATE 1-like. NCBI's taxonomy places the organism in Eukaryota, Viridiplantae, Streptophyta, Magnoliopsida, Lamiales, Acanthaceae. The transcript has a single exon. The coding region runs from base 16 to 1239 and encodes 407 amino acids. Gene Ontology annotation, biological process: phototropism. The record is from RefSeq and is a predicted model, not a curated record.